CGAAGUGGAUCUUUAAGCCAUGAGGAUACCAUGAUCUCAUUCCCAAGGACAGAAUCUAGCGUACCCUCACGUCCAGCUAUAACAACCCCUAACUACUCGCUCCCUCUCACAUCCUUAACAAAUUACCUUCAUCCUUACCUACCUCAUCUAUCUACUCUCCUCAUAACGAGUACACUUUCCCAACCCACAAGGAUAUACCUCCAAGUCAUAAUCACCCUCUACCACCUGAACAGAAACAGAACAGAAGAAAGGAAGCAAGGAACCAUGCCCUCCAAACCCAUCAACUCGCCCCCGCAGCAACCAAAGAAGGCCCACGGCCACGCCCUGGACGACGCCCCGAUCGACGACUACGAGGACGAGAACGCCUGGAAUCUCCAGGAUGAAGACGAUGCGCAAAAAGACCAGAGCGAGCGUCUGCCGUUCGACGCGCCGAAUGUCGCCGCCGCCAGACGCAUGAAUCAUCCGCAGGUGGAGCGGGAUCACUAUGGGACUAGUGGGUCGAAGAAUCGGUCGAAGACGGGGCAUUAAUUUCUUGUUAGUGGGUGUUUGAUUUGCUUAGCCUAGGCCGGGGGAAGGGGAGAGGGGUUUAAUCGUUGGGGUAGAUUAUGUGUCCGGUUUUGUGUUUUAUCUUUCAGUAGGUUUGAGUUGGAGAUGGAGGUACAGCACUAGGUACAGACUAAGUUUGAGUAGGAAUCAUGAAAGAGAU
Messenger RNA from Aspergillus homomorphus CBS 101889, 706 nucleotides. RefSeq lists its product as uncharacterized. The coding region runs from base 265 to 528 and encodes 87 amino acids. Lineage: Eukaryota; Fungi; Ascomycota; Eurotiomycetes; Eurotiales; Aspergillaceae. The transcript has a single exon. The record is from RefSeq and is a predicted model, not a curated record.